Messenger RNA from Pochonia chlamydosporia 170, 1599 nucleotides. RefSeq names its product alpha/beta-hydrolase. The transcript has a single exon. The record is from RefSeq and is a predicted model, not a curated record. Bases 1 to 1599 code for a protein of 532 amino acids. Lineage: Eukaryota; Fungi; Ascomycota; Sordariomycetes; Hypocreales; Clavicipitaceae.
AUGUCUUUACAAGAUAGUUCGACGGAACUUGUAUACACUAGUGAUGGACCUGUACGAGGUGUCACUAGCGAUGGCAUGCGAAAAUGGCUAGGAAUUCCAUAUGCAGCUCCUCCAGUUGGACAACUUCGUUGGAUGCCACCCGUCCCUCCGGAACCAUGGGCGAAACCCCAUGAAGCCACCAACUUUGGACCGAUCUGUGCCCAGGAGGAAGGAUCUUUUCCAGGCUUCGGCCACAACAGCCUUUCAGAAGAUUGCCUAUACCUCAACGUGUUUGCCCCAGAGUCCAAACAUGAAGCACUCCUACCAGUAAUGGUUUGGCUGCAUGGUGGCGGGCUAUUCCAAGGUGCAAGUAACGACUACAAUCCCCAAGCUCUUGUUCAGCAUGGCAAUGUCAUCGUUGUGUCACUCAACUACAGAGUCAACCUAUUCGGGUUCUUUUCUCAUCCAUCCAUCAACAAUGAAGGCCACGAGCACGGCAACUACGGAUUCAUGGAUCAGCAAGCCGCGCUGGAGUGGAUAAAGCACAACAUCGACAAGUUUGGCGGCGAUGCCAACAACGUCACGAUAUUCGGCGAAUCUGCGGGAGCGAUUUCCGUCUCAGCCCACCUUACCUCACCUGGUUCCAAGGGUCUUUUUCAUAAAGCUAUCAUUCAGAGCGGAGGGUCUCCUAUCACUUUUCCUCACCGAUCGGUUACAUCUUUUGAACAAAUUGGCGUGGCACUAGCCAAAGAGGCAGGCUGUGCUGAACAAACCAGCACCAACCUCCGGUCACUGUCGACAAAGCAGAUGGUGGACGCAAACUCUAUUGAAAAGGGGACAUUUGGCACAACAAAGUUCCCGUUUGGACUUAUGGAAGACGGUGUGGUUAUCCCUCACAACAUGAAGCAACGGUUUCUGGCGGGCAACUUCAAUCAUGUGCCUCUGAUCAUUGGCGUGACCAAGGACGAGUUUGCUUGGUUUCAGGGCAUGAUAGAACUGGCAACUGGAACAAUUGUCCCCAGAGACAGCUAUACUGCAAGUCUCAGAACCUUCCUUGAAGUUGCAGACAAAGCCGAGUUUCUAGGUGUGCAUCUUCCACCAAGUGCUUUUGACGAUGUACUACAGCGAUAUCCAAUGGACAAGUAUACCUACCCAGGGCGUGCCAUUGCUGCAGCCAUUGGCGACGCAGGAAUCAUCUCAACAUCAGGACGCCGCGCCGCCAGGGUCAUCAAGUCCCACGUUCAUGGAGUGUACACAUAUGAGUUUAGCGUUGACGAUGCGCCGGUGUCUUGGCCGGCCGCGAGCUUCCCAUACGGUUCUGCCCAUGCUCAAGAGCUUCAGUUUCUGUUUCCUGGGUUUCGGGGCGCUUCUGGCAAAGGACAAUCAUUGACGAAGGAGCAGGAAGAAUUGGCUGCAAAGAUGGUAUUAUAUUGGACAAACUUUGCGAGAACCGGCUCCCCGAGUUCGAAAGAUACUCAUGAUGUGGAUCUGCCGACUUGGACGGUCUAUGAUACGAAGCAGGAUAAUACUUUGUUACUACAGGCUCCUUUACCGAAAAUGGUGAGCAGCUGGGGACAGAGGCAUCACAUGGACUUUUGGGAUACAUUCUACGUGCAGUAG